Messenger RNA from Opisthorchis viverrini, 7034 nucleotides. RefSeq lists its product as hypothetical. The record is from RefSeq and is a predicted model, not a curated record. The coding region runs from base 1 to 6915 and encodes 2304 amino acids. Gene Ontology annotation, biological process: RNA export from nucleus; protein import into nucleus; post-transcriptional tethering of RNA polymerase II gene DNA at nuclear periphery. The transcript is spliced from 24 exons. Gene Ontology annotation, cellular component: nuclear pore; nuclear pore cytoplasmic filaments. Gene Ontology annotation, molecular function: structural constituent of nuclear pore. NCBI's taxonomy places the organism in Eukaryota, Metazoa, Platyhelminthes, Trematoda, Opisthorchiida, Opisthorchiidae.
AUGUUUGGAGCGCCAAAAUCCACUUUCGGAGCCCCGGCUAGCUCUGCAUUCGGUCAGACAACAAAUACUUUGUUUGGGGCUGCAACCAAGCCAACCAAUUUGUUCGGACAACCUUCUGUAGGACUCGGGGGUAGUGGCACCACUUCACUUUUCGGUGGCGGUACAACUCAACAAAACACCAUCACCUGGGGCAGUGGUGCAACGAUGGCAGCCACAGCUUCUAGCGGAACAGCGAUCGCAUUUAAUCCGCCUGUUACACCAGACACAAUACAACGUGGUGGCCAGCAAACUCAAGUGAACGCAAAGCACAUGUGUAUUACAGCUAUGAAGGAAUAUCAAGAUAAAAGCCUGGAAGAACUGCGUUUGGAGGAUUAUGUCUUAAACCGCAGGAGUGGUAAUGCACUCGCGACGGCGACAACGGGCACAUCUCUCUUCGGUACCUCAGCCACUGUCAAACCUUUCCAGUUUGGUGCAUCUCAAACGACAACUACCGCAUCAUCCAUUUUCGGGCAAACAAACAAACCGACCAGUAGUUUGUUCGGAGGAUCUGGCUUGAGCUUUGGCGCUUCCAGCACCACCACACAGCCCGUUUUUGGACAGCCAGCACAAACUCAAGGAAGCCUUUUAGGUGUCAAGCCACAGUUUGGUACAACACAACAGUCAACGAAUUUGUUUGGAGCGGCCGCACCAGCUCAGACAUCAGGAUUCACUUUUGGGCAGACAGCACAAACAAAUUCUCCGUUUGGCACAAAACCGCUGUUUGGCGGGACUACUGGUGUAACGGGAGGCACGGGCUUGUUCGGAACUGCUCAACAGGCUAGUACUGGUACCACGGGUUUCACUUUCGGUCAGCCUCAGGCAACUGGUCUGGGUGCUACUACGAACUUGUUCGGUCAGACGGCAACUUCUACAGCUGCCACAGGUGGACAACUUAACCUCUUUGGUGCGCAGCCCAGCAGCAGUUCUGUUCUUCCUUUUGGUUCAACGCAACAAACUACCAAUCUGUUUGGAGCAGUCAAAACGACAGGUGCCGCCCCACUUUUUGGAACACCUUCCACUGCCCUAGGUACAACACAACAAACAGGUUUUGGCGCUUUUGGUGGCCUAAAACCAGGCGGUACGACUAGUCUCUUCGGUGCAGCCACGUCAACUGCAACAUCCAAACCUGGAGGUAUCUUCGGCAUUGGUGCCGCCUCUAAUACAUCUACCGGCUUCGGUUUUGGCGCUGCAACCGCUACUGGGCAGACACCGGCGUUUGGCGCUUUUGGUGCGGGCACUAGUACUACAGGACUAUUUGGACAAACAAAUGCCAAUACUUUGGCUGCCAAAAAACCCUUCGAAUUUGGCUCGUCGCUUACUAAUCCUACAGUGUCCUCCACCGGUCUGUUUGGUUUCGGUCAAACUACUUCCCAGGCGGGAGGUCUUUUUGGCGGCGCUAGUAUAGGUUCAACAGCUUUGGGUCUCGGUUCUGCGGCUGGUGGCACCGGAACUCUUUUUGGUCAAACAACGGGAUUCGGGUCAUUACAAAAGCCUGCUGCGCCUGGAUUCGGGCCCGGAUUCGGUUUGGGUGGCGGGACAGGGCUUGGCGCUGGUGGUUUGUUUGGGACUACGUCAACUGCGCUAGGAUCUUUAUCGUCAGCCGCUCAACCGCUUGGUUCUGGAUUUGGAGGAAUUGGCACGUUACAGUCGAGUUCGAUUACCGGUGGUCUCACUGGGCUCAGCAACACCACCGCUGAACAGUUUGCUCAAAAUGUCAGAGCUCAACAACAAGUUCUAGAUUUGGUUAGAAGCAUGCCUUACGGGCAGUCUUCAUUGUUUCGGUAUCUCAACAUGCCUGGAACAUCUGAAACAGGGACAGAGGAUGUGACGAAACAGUGUGCAGGCACGGAGUCAAAUUCUGGUGCUGUCGUUCCGGCCCGAGCUGCGGCGAGCGCUCUGGCCCAACAGCAUAAGGCCGCUGGUCUGACACUUGGAACUGGAUCUCCAAGUUCACUUGUUGCCGGUAUUGUCGGUCGUGGUACACGACUGCGCCAGCCUAGCUUCACACAACGUAUUCUGAAAGUUUCAAAUCGUAGCAAACUGUUCUCUGGCUUUUAUGAAGAUGAUGCUUUCCUGUCCCCGUCUGGACAAAAUGUCUCACCAGCCUUACGGUUGCGUCGUUCAUCGACGCUUAGCGACGGUACUUCACUUUUCGGCAGUCCAGACCCCAAUAACAAAGGUAGUUUCUUUGUUCGACGAGACGAUUGGAGGCGUCUCCACUUGCCAGAAAGUGUGCGAACAUCUAUCCUUGAGCGAUCAGCAGUUUCAUCACAGGCGUUCACCGACAUAGCCGAGAACUCGUUGAACGGAGACCAUACCUCCGAGGCCCCGGCUACUGAGAUGUCGGAGUCAGCUGAACAUAGAUUUGGUGCACGUGCUGCCGGUGACACUACCCCCAACAUUAACGCCAAUCGCUCAACUUCCGUCCCCCAUACGACUACCCCGCUCACCCCUUCAACUGAUUCGGGACGUUCGGAAUCGCAUACUGCUGGCGUGGCUAAACUCUCAGUACCCUUCCAAAGGGGAUUAGGUAUGGCUCGAGCUCGUGAGGCUCUUCAAACAGCGGUUGCCGAGGACUCUGUUGUUCUAGAUGAUCUAGAAACAACCUGGACAUCUCCCGUAGACAUGACAAACUCAGAACAGUGGACACUGAAUGCGACGGCGAAAAGUCCAGUGGCAAGUCCAAAACCGAAAUGCGGUGAAUCAGAACCCCGUGCACCUUCAAGUACAGUUAAGAACUCAAAGGCUGUUUUGAAGCUAACGAAGCCCGGAUACUACACCUUACCCACUUUAGAGGAACUGGAGGCAUUGGUUGACUCCGAAGGACAAUGUGUUGUCGAGGAUUUCGUUGUCGGACGACGCCACUAUGGACAUAUUUUGUUCCCCGGCAAUACGGAGCUAACCGACUUGGACCUGGAUAGCAUCGUCCACAUUCGUAGACGCGAGGUUGUCGUCUAUCCAGAUGACGAGAAGAAACCACCGGUCGGAUGCGGUUUGAACAAACGAGCCGAAAUAUGCCUAGAAUCGAUAUGGCCCACGGACAAAGCUACACGAGAGCCAAUCAAGUCACCGGAACGAUUGGGUUUGAUGCGUUUUGAGGAACGACUGGAAAGAGCAACACGACGCAUGGAUGCAAGGUUCAUAGAAUAUCGACCGGAAUCCGGCUCUUGGGUAUUUGAAGUGAAACACUUCUCAAAAUAUCGGUUAGAGGACUCUGACAACGAGGAUGUGGAUGUGUUUGUUCCAAAGACAACAACAACGACCGAAUCGCCUCAAGUGGAUUCGAAACUACCUCAAUCGAAGGAUGAAUACAUCAAGACUGCUGUGCUUCAGACCCGAACAACAACAACAACUCCCCAACUGAAGGCAGUCGGUGCACUAAUCACAGAAGCGGACUCAGAUAUGCGUUUUAGCCCAACUCAUUUCGGUUCAUUCACAUUCAAAGAUAGCACAGGGUUGGGGUUGAAGACCAUGGAACUUACGAACCUGACACCGGACACUACUACCAUCCAAGAAGAUGAUGCACGUUCAGUUUCAGCUUCCGUGAAACAAAUGCGCGAUGUCUUUUUUAGUCCGGUAUUCAUCCCCAAGGUCAAACCAGGUCGUGCAAGUUCCGUGCUCUAUCGCCAUGGUACUGGUGAACUUUCGGACGAAGCAGACGAAUUCGAAGCCGCAGAAUACUCGGCGGUUUGGCCCAUCGCCGGAACCAAACGCUUCCAGGCCUCCCAGUCACCAGAACUUCCUCUUUCUCAGACUGGUGAUAUGGCUUGGGUCGGACAAGCAGGUGGCGAUUCACAGUUUUGUCCUGCUUCAGGGAUGCUAGGCCGAACACACAUACGUACUGCCACUAUCCCUUCCAAACGGGAACGCUUAAGCGAUGAUAGUGAUGAAUCUGCUGUUUCCGAUGAACCGAUUACGUCUCGUGCGUCUUUCCGACCCAUUCCAUACGAGCCGUUCUCCGAUGGCGUUCCGCUGAGCACGACAGCUGUUCCACCGAUUACCUCAGGAUUGCAUCUAGCACGCAUCCCCGCACAAUUGAAGUCUGUCAACGAACUAUUUUCGGGUGUUGGCUCUGAACUGAAACCAUGUGUCUAUCCGUAUUUUGCAUUGUCUAAGUGCAUCUCAGAUCAGACAAUGGCCCGAUCUGUGAAAACGUCCAGUAAAACUCGGUCUAUUGCUACAAAACUGUUUUCUUCCAUGCUGAUUGAUGUAGGUUUAAAUCGGGGCCACGGCUUUCGUCCUUGCUGGGGACAAAUCCGCUUCAGAGAGUUACAUACUGUAGUUCUCGCAACUGUUACCCCUGCAGUUCGUGGUUCUGGAGCCUUUAAUGUGUCCUUCAGCUCUUGGCCUUCCCUGAUUGUACAAGAUGACGAGGAUCUCCUCAACACCGCAAUGUCUACAUCAGAGUGUACGACACUCUCUGGUUCUUCAGAAGAUCCGGAACUUCAGCCUCCGGUGGACCACUGCCCGCAAUGGCAGCCGGUCUCGGGCCUCAAACCUUUGGAGACGUAUGCAAGUACACUACAGUGUACCUUCCCUCAGAUGUUUGAAUCGUCUGAAGAGUUGAAGAAACCCCGUACUCUCGUCCUCUGCCGUUUGAUAAGCCUGUGUAUGGCUCUUUGGGGUCGUCAUCCGCAAGAGGUCGCUUCACAUGCCGUAGUUGGAGGGGGGUUUCAGAAGCCUGAUAAGGACGGUACUGGUGAGACGUCUGAAUGUGAGCUCACUCCAGAGCAGUUGGUUCCAGACAACUUGGAGUCUGCCACUGAAGAUGAUGCCGAAAACCAACUCAGUGAAGACAAUCCUCCCCAACAUCACACUGAGUCUAGAUACAUUCUCCAGCUUGCUCGAAAACAGGCCUUGUCUGAGUGGAUAAGGGCCCAAUCCUUCCCAUGGCUGAAGAAUCUGUUGACCUCCUUGGGGCUGUUUGAUAGUGUGAAGGACCUUCAUACUGCUUCAUCGAAUUCACUUGCAAAGAGCGUUUCAAUCGACCGCAUAGCGCAUGGUAUUUUCGCUUGUCUGGUCGCUGGGGAACCCGGUGCAGGAUGCCGCCUUGCAUUAUCUGCAGGGAUGCCAGAACUUGCGACCCUUGUUGCGCAAUCAUCUUCCGGUGACCCUGUUGUCCGUCGCUGUUUGCAGCAUCAGUUGCUCGCAUGGCAUCAGACAGAAUACGACGGCUGCAUCCCCUUGGAGGUCCUUCGGAUCUAUGCUCUUUUAGCCGGCCAACCGCGCAUUCCCCAUCCGAAAGUUCAUGACGCUUUUAUCGAGGUGUUGGAACAACUAGACUGGAUACGCGUGUUUGGUGCGCACUUAUGGUAUCUCACCGAUUACACUGCUGAUCUGGCGGAGGUGCUGCGUAUCUACAGCGCAUUCUGGCACUCAAUCAAUUCAACGUGCUCAUCUGCGAAAUUAUCUCGACCCACCCCACCCCACCAACGUGAUCUUAUUUCGCCACCGAAAGCGCCAUCCCUUCCGACGGAUUUUCCGACAGUUCCGGGUAAAGAUGAUAUCGUCGGUUUCCGCAAUUGGCCUCGCGAUAGUGCUUACCAUUUGAUUCAGUUGUUUUGCCACACGACCCACUCAUUAGAACGUACACUGGAUCCGUGCUCCAUCAGUCGAUUCGAACCGUCUGCGGCUGAUGAACCAACAUGUCGUUCUAGUCCAGACAGUCUGCUUGACUGGAGUGCUUCGUGGCAUCUCUGGCGUACGCUUCACGCCUUGGGCUAUCGACAUUUUUCUUCUCCCUCUUCCGUGUCCCGCAUAUGCGGGGAAUUUGCUUCACAAUUGGAAGAUGCUGGAUUGUGGGAAUGGGCCAUCUUUGUGCUGCUCCACUUGCCUGACCAAACCAUGCGAGAUGCAUGCGUGAAGGCCGUUGUUGCUAGGCAUGCUUCACUUGUCAUCCCGAUUGAACAAACUGGUGUGGCAGAGGAGGACUCUCGUGAAUAUGGACGUUUUUUGGGGUCCGUGAGUCGUCUUCUGAAUUCGUUCAAACUGGCCCCACCGCCGAGCUUGACUCGCGCAGAACAAUUUGUUGUCAAGUUGGGCGUACCUAGUCGAUGGAUUUACGAAGCCAAAGCCAUUCUAGCUCGUCAACGCUUUAACGAAUGCAAUCGUGGGUUCACUCCGGACCAGCUGGUCUUAAACAGCCGUAACGCGGCGGACUAUGCUGGUCUACGUUUACGCGCUCGGUUGUUCGCUCUUUUGGAAACCGCUCACUGGUUCGCUUCCGGUUAUUACGGGGAGGCUCAAAAGGUUUGCGUGGAAUAUCUCUUACCCGAUAUUGUGCUGCACACCAAUCUCUCCAUCGCAUGUGGCUGUGUGGGUCCAUCGGUCGGCACUGGCUUAUUUCUUUCGGUCACAAGAUUGGGACAUCAGUUGAACAGGCUGCUUAGCCCUUAUCGUACCCUUUCAACUGGACAUUUACCUUGUCGUUUCGAGGAAGGUGUUGGAGUCUACCUUCGAUACAGCGAUAUUCUGUGUCUGGCAGAUGAACUGGCUGCUCUUUAUCAAAGUCGCUCUAACACGCAGCCUCCAGAUGCUGACCAGUCUGACGAGAACAAUGAGACUGACGAAAGCGAGUCACGGGCACGCCUCGCACUCGUCCUGAGUAACCUGAAUACGCAGUUAGACACUUUUAUGGGACAAUUACAUCUUAUGGAUACCCCAAACCUGAAUUCCAGGGUUGUCAAAACCGAAAUAGCAGUUACUUGUGCCAAGAUGAUCUCCGCGUUUCUAUCAGGAUUGGAUCCGCAGUCGGAUAUGCUUGUUCAUCUCCGGCGUCAUUUGAUGUCGUUGGUGAAAAUCAAUUUGCCAGCGGACUAUCGGCUACAAGAGCUGAGCACGCUCAGUGAGGCUGAACUGUCCCUUGGUGCUUUUUAACGUGAAUACUAACCCAGAUGGAAUGUCCUCCCACUGUUAUUACUGUAUGAUAUGUUCGUAUUCAUCAUCCUUUUGUGGACUUGUUUGAUCCAUUUUUUACUGCCGAAAAUGUGUUUUCU